Molecule: messenger RNA, 1771 nt
Organism: Anastrepha ludens (Mexican fruit fly)
Lineage: Eukaryota; Metazoa; Arthropoda; Insecta; Diptera; Tephritidae
Gene: sordd1
Product: E3 ubiquitin-protein ligase RNF185
Exons: 4
Coding region: 296-1144 (282 amino acids)
Biological process (GO): ubiquitin-dependent protein catabolic process
Cellular component (GO): endoplasmic reticulum
Molecular function (GO): metal ion binding; ubiquitin-like protein conjugating enzyme binding; ubiquitin protein ligase activity
Source: RefSeq, a predicted model, not a curated record
AGAGGUGGUGGUGGUGGUAAACGCCAAUUCACACAACGGCAUUGGAGUUGUAUUAGUGUUGAUAUGAGCACGUAGACAGUGGGCAUGUGAUGCGGAAGAACGUAGUGAACGGGAAAAAUCGCUAAUUACUUGCCGUGACUUACACGUCAGCGCAUCUAAACGAGCAAUUCUUUAAAUCUAAAGUUUACAGCAGUUAGGAUUUUGAGUUACAACAAGCUGGGAUUAACUAGUUCUGCUAAUUGUGUUUUUGAAUAGCAUAUUUUGACAACAUUUGUUUUCAACUCUAUUUACCGGCAUGUCAACACAAACAACGCACGCCCCUUCAGCGCCGGAAUUGCCCACCACAUCACAUGGCGCACCGUCAGCACCGCCAGUCGCAUCAGCUGACGAUUGGAGUUGUUUUGGUAAUGCAAGCGGCGAGCAAGAACAAACUCAAAAUGCUACACAGAGCGCAUCUACGUCAAGAACAACUGAAACCGUUAAUGUCACAGCUAAUGAUGCCGCCACCAUUAAUGCUGUACCGAAAAUCACAUCUUCCACAGCGUAUUCGUUUCCAGGCAGCGCACUAGGAAGUGAAUCCACCGCAAAUAUAAACAGCAUUAAGGCAGAAACCAGCACCAAUGGGGACUCUAAAGCCAAUAACAAUGUAGAAGAAGAAAAGGUUGACGAUUCGAUGUAUGAAUGCAAUAUUUGUCUCGAUACUGCUAAGGAUGCAGUAGUCAGUUUAUGCGGUCAUCUCUUCUGUUGGCCAUGUUUACAUCAAUGGUUGGAAACACGUCCAAAUUGUAAAUUAUGCCCAGUAUGCAAAGCAGCUAUUGGUAAAGAUAAGGUGAUUCCGCUAUACGGGCGCAAUAGUACCAAACAAGAGGAUCCCAGAAAUAAAGUACCACCACGCCCUGCUGGCCAGCGCACUGAGCCGGAACCACAGCAAGGCUUUCAAGGAUUCGGUUUUGGUGAUGGUUUCCAUAUGUCUUUCGGUAUUGGUGCUUUUCCGUUUGGCUAUUUCGCUUCAUCGUUUAAUUUUGGCGAACCACGAGCAGCCGCCGCCAAUCGUGGCACAACACAAUUCGAAGAUGAGCAGCAAUUAUCCAAAUUAUUUCUGUAUUUGGCAGUCUUGUGCAUUGCUUGGUUGUUGUUCGCAUAGCAAUACUAAAUUAGUUGGUUAUACUUACAUACAUAAAUAAUAUACAAUAUAUUUGUGCAAAGAGCCCUCUUUUAAUUUGUUGCUCCAUGCUUGCGAUUAUUAAUAAGAAUUCUAACUUUAUACUUGUAUGCAUUUUAUUGAACCCACUUACAUACGAAAUUAUACAUACUUACACUGAGAAAUAAUAUAAAAAAGCAAAGAUCUUUAAAGGUAAAAUUAUAAAAAAAAAAAAAAAAAAUUAAUAAAUGUGUGCAAAGAACUGAAAACUGGACUUGAAACUGAAUGAAAAACUUUCACAACAACGGCGUUUGUGAAUAACUACAAAUAAUUUUGUAGAAUUAAUCGGAAUCUUUUGCUAACAAACUACUAACAGUCACAAGUUGCGACGAACGUUUGCAGAAACUUAUAUGAAUUACAAGCAUCUCCUUCCUAGUUUUCAAAAUUCCUGAUUUCUUUUUAUACAUUUUAUUUUUAUUUAAAUAUUACAUUUUAAAAGAAUUCAAAAUUCCCCAAAGGUGUUUGUGAUUACUAAGAUUAUGAACUGAAUAUGUCAAUGGAUUUUAGUCUAAUAGUUGGUUAUUUGUAUCCCAAAUAAAAUUCUAUACUAUAUACUACUUCUUAUGCGAA